AUCUAGUCUGUGAUAUAAAAGAUAUAAAUAAGACCUGUGAUUAGGAAAAACUCUCGUUUUGAAAGUUCAGAUAUCACGAGGAUAUUGGUCCGAUCACUAUUCACAUUCUUGGUCGCUUCGCAGCCGGCAUGUGCGCUUUGCAAUCGAUUCCGUGGUCAACGCAUGCCCUGCUUGCUCGUUCUUCAUGGAAGAGUCUUCAGUCUAUGGUAUUCUGCGAUACAAGAUACGCAGAAGAAGAAAUGAUCUAAAGAGACAAUAAUCUCUGUGUUGAAUGAGCAAUCGUAUUUCGUUUUUCUUGUUUUGAAAUACGUGAUAUAUUUUACAAAGACUGAAGAAUCUUAGCUCUAGAAUGUGUUAAAAUUGAGAAGAUAAAACAACCAAGUGUCACGCCCAGGAAUAUCUAUGGGCCGUAAACGGUGGUGGCGUGGAGGUCCGGAGCUGUUAGUGCUCUUUGUUCUCCAUCAUAUAAUUCUGGGUGACGGUGAUGUUGGGUGUCUGUUCAGCAAAAGCCUCUGUGAUUCUCGCACGGAAACAUGUUAUAAUGAUCUUGCAUUUGGUAGAUGUUUGCCAUUAUAUUCUGACUUGAAUGAAGAAAAUUACUAUCAAUAUGACUUUGAUGUGAACGAAUUGAAGCUAUUAAGAUUACAAUUAGAGAGGUUGGAAGUAGAUGGAUAUAAAUGGUCUCAUCCCUACACGCAAUGUAUUAUGCAAAUGUCCUUAUAUAAUUUACAUCAUGGAGAAAAUUAUGAUCUUCGGCUGUGUCAGCAUUUAAAACAACGCACACGUUUCGAAAAUAAAAAUGAAAUUGAUCAGGCCAAAAUACCUACAAUAGCCAUAGUAAAAUUCACACCUAACAAUGAUAAGUUCAAUAGUCAAUUUGCCAAUGAGCUCUAUUAUCCUCCUGGUACGCGAGAUCAAUAUUUCCGUAAUUAUAACAAUAAAUUUUCUCAAUCACCAUAUAAGGAACAACUUAAAGAAACAGAUACUCAAGUAUACAAUUCGAGGUACAAUCCGAAAUUUUACAACGAAUAUGAUUCUUUAACAAAUGAAGAAAACUAUGAAGAGAAUGGUGAAAAUAAUUCGCCAAAAAGACCAGUAAGUUUCGAUAGAUUUGAUGAAAGAUUAUAUCGAACCAGACGGCAACCAUAUAAUUUACGAGAUUAUGAUGAUAACGCGAUGGAAUCGUUUAAAAAUGCUUUAGAAAAGGAAGAAUUGAAGAAGAAACUUUCAGAUAAUAAAAAUUCAAAUUCCAUGGAUAAUUUAACUGCUGAUGAUGAAUUAGAAUUUCUAGUGAAUGAUAAAUCUGAUGAUUAUUCUGAUAAAAAAAAUAAUGAAGAUGGAGAAAUUGAUAUUGAAUACGAGAAAACAUUUUCAAGAAAAUACAAACCUAGAAAAUUCAUUGAGCUUCCGAAUAAAGAGUCUCUUCUAGAAAAUAUGAAACGGCACGGUAAUUUUAAGGAUAAUUAUGAUAGUGAGAUUGAUGAUUAUGAUGAUGUGAAUGAUGUAGAAGAAUUGCCUCAAAAGGAUAGCACAUCGAUAAAAAAUGGUAUUUAUACUGAAGGAGGACUCGUUCAAUCUGUUGAUGAUAAAUCUAACAUUGGCAAUGAUGAGAAUACCUACGAUAAUUUAUUUGAAAAUGAUUUAAGCGAACUUCUAUGGAGACGUGGAUUAGCUGGUUUUAAACGACGGGAACGUUUGGAUGUUAAAAAACCAGGACCAGCAUUUUCAACAAAUAAUUACGCGUUUAAAACUCCAUCUCCAAUCAUUUUAAAAAAUGAAAAUCGGCCUUCCAUCGAAACCGAACAAUAUAAUAAUAUAUUAUUAACUCCAAAGAAGGAUAUAGAAAAUAUACAACAAGCGAACAGUUCAAAAUCCUACAAUAAUAUUGAUCUAGAUCAUGUUUACAUAGAAUUUCAGCAACCAUUUCAUGCUUGGAUAGAAGCAAAACAUGUUGUACAAGAAGUGGAAAAAUUAUUAGGACUAAAAUUUGAUUCUUUAAAAGAUAUUCGAGUUGGUAGGACAGAAGUGACAUUUAAAGUUGAAAAAAAUAAUCAAAAUUAUAGUGCUAUUGACGUGGUUAACAAAAUAGAUGAUAUACGUGGCAAGUUGAAAGAUACUCUGGAAGUCGAGGUGAUUCGUGCAGGCAUAGGUGACAAGAAGAAACUACCUGCAACGCUGGAAGUUAGUAGGAAAUCUGAGAUGAAUUCGACUAUGCUUGGAAUAUUAUUAGCUUCAGGAUUUGGUGCUGCCAGUGUAGCUGCAAUAAUCACAUUGAUGAUUGCUCGUCGACACGCUAAAUUUCGAGCCAAACUGGCAGGAUUGGCUACACCUGAUCCAGAAGCUUCAAAGGAUUAUCAAGACUUAUGUAGAGCAAGAAUGCACGCUAAACAGACAACAGAUAAACCGGAAUCACCGCGAAUUACUAAUUUAAGUCGGGAAAAUGAAUCCAAUAAUUUACCGUCGAAUCGAUCUAGCACAUCCUCUUGGGGAGAGGAACCAACUCUUUCAAAUAUGGACAUAUCUACUGGACAAAUGGUUUUGAAUUAUAUGGAAGAUCACUUAAAAAAUAAAGAUCGAUUAGAUCAAGAAUGGGCAGCAUUAUGUGCGUAUGAAGUAGAUCCUUCUUCAACAGAAAUCGCGCAAAAUGAAGUAAAUGCCAAAUGUAAUCGUCCUGGCGCGGCAAUUCCUUACGAUCAUUCCAGGGUGAUUCUAAAUGAUCUUGCUAAUACCAACAAUUCCGAUUAUAUUAACGCCUCCACGAUCAAAUCGACGGAUCAUGAUCCUCGAAAUCCAGCUUAUAUCGCCACACAAGGACCAUUACCAGAAACAACAGCUGAUUUUUGGCAACUAGUUUGGGAACAAGGCAGUGUCGUAAUUGUAAUGCUAACUAGACUUACUGAAGAGGGUAUUGCCAUGUGUCAUCGUUAUUGGCCUGAAGAAGGAUCAGAAUUGUAUCAUAUCUACGAGGUGCAUCUUGUAUCCGAGCAUUUUUGGUGUGAUGACUAUUUGGUUCGUUCCUUUUACUUGAAAAAUCUACGUACUGGCGAAACAAGAACUGUAACACAAUUCCAUUUCUUAUCUUGGCCUGAAAAUGGUAUACCACAUUCCAUCAAGGCACUUCUUGAAUUCCGCCGAAAAAUUAACAAAUCUUACAAAGGUCGAUCAUGUCCUAUAGUUGUCCAUUGCAGUGAUGGCGCAGGGCGUACUGGAACUUAUUGUUUAAUUGACAUGGUCUUAAAUCGUAUGAUGAAAGGAGCUAAAGAAAUUGAUAUUGCAGCUACAUUAGAACAUAUAAGAGAUCAAAGACCUAAUAUGGUUGCCACAAAACAACAAUUUAAAUUCGUUCUCAUGGCAGUAGCGGAAGAAGUACAUGCAAUUCUUAAGGCUUUACCUGUACCUCUUACAGAAAAAUCUCCUCUUCCAGAAAACAAUUCUUCGACAAAACAACAUCAGUAAGAUUUGAUUUAAAUUGAAAAAAAACAGUCGCGACGAGCAGAGGCAAAGAAUUAAUUAUAAUCCAUCGGACAAAUAUAAUCAAAUAUUUUUAAUCAUAAUCUAAAAUUAUAUCUUUUGUUUCUUAUAUCUUUUCCUUCUAUACUUUUGAAUAUAUUCUAAAUCUAUUACAAACUUCUAACGGAUUUCGAUUAUAUUUUAUUGUAGAAAAUAUCGAAUUUAAAAACUUUUUUAAGUUUUAAAUAUUUUGUUUAUAUAUUGUUGUUCAGUUGACAUAAGAUAAAUAUAUAUACAUAAAUUAUAUCAUCAAAUAAUUAUUUUUAAAGAAAAAUUUAUUAUGGCAAUCUAUAUUUAUUAUGUAUAUCGUUUGACUACGGCCUACUUGGAUAAUCAAGUAUAUGGACUUGAAAGACUGAGCUAUGCAACUGAUGGAAUUCUAAAUAUCGACUAAUAAUGGAAUCAUUUAUACUAUGUACUCUUAUAAACUUGUCUUUUGAAAUAAUCUUUAUAGUGAACAAUUUUAUCAAGUUUCAAUAUCAUUUAUUAUCAUAAAAUGAAUAUUUAUCUUUUUUAUUAUGUAGCUCAGUCUUUAUAUUAUAAUUUAUUUUAUUGUUGAAUUUAUAAUAUAUAUAUUAUGAAAAUUUUAAUUGAUUGAAUUAAGUUGCUUCCUCUUAUGAACAAAUCUACUCUAAUGUGCUUUACAAUAGCUUUAAAUAAGAUAUCAAAAAAUACUAUGAGAUAAUUAAUAUAAUUCUAUCUAUCUCAGAGUCAAUUCUAUCAAAUGUAUAUAAUAUUGGUGCUCACAUUGAUUAUAUCACAUAUGAUUAAUUUUUUUGAUUAAUAUUUGAUUAAAUUUUUGUAUCUGCUUUUUUAAAUUGAUUUCUCUAUAAAAAUUUUAAUUGAAAAUAUACAAAAUUUGAAUUAAAUUUUUAUGUUAAAAAUGCGAGAAUUGAGAUUCCCAUUAGAAAUUGAAAUCAGAAUUUUUAUACUGCUGUUACAUGUUCUAAAAAGUAUGGAUUUAAAUGAAUGGCCAUGAAUGUUGCUUCCGUGAAAUGAAAUUUUAUUAGAUUAAAUUUUUUUAAAUUAAAUGUAAUGUUUUAUGUAUAAAAAAUUGCAAGAAACAUUACUUAUUUACAUAUCAGUCUCUUUUCUACGCGUAAAAAAAAAAUGAUCGAGCUGCACAAUAUUCAAUUUAUAAUUAUUGUCAUUAUAAUAAUUUUUGUCAAAAAGAAAAAAAUA
Molecule: messenger RNA, 4692 nt
Organism: Apis laboriosa (Himalayan honeybee)
Lineage: Eukaryota; Metazoa; Arthropoda; Insecta; Hymenoptera; Apidae
Gene: IA-2
Product: receptor-type tyrosine-protein phosphatase N2
Exons: 19
Coding region: 403-3456 (1017 amino acids)
Biological process (GO): protein dephosphorylation
Cellular component (GO): secretory granule
Molecular function (GO): protein tyrosine phosphatase activity
Source: RefSeq, a predicted model, not a curated record